AUGAGCCCUAAAAAGCUCAAUUAUACAGGGGGUGACAAUCUGCCGUUGUAUGCAACUCCCGAACAGGCUAUGAGAGAGGGUCAAAGACGAGAAGAGCUUGAGAGAAGAAGGCGACAGAAAAAGCAUGAACAAACUCAGGGAAGGUCGUCAAGUCAGCCGCAGUUGGUGUCGCAUUAUCCACAACCAGCCAUGAUACCGAUGCAAAACGCACAGAUACAAUAUGUGCCAGUACACGCGCAACCGCCACAACGACAACCGCUACCAAUGCAGGCAAUGCCGCCGCAGCAGUACGUUCCCAUGAACAUGGUACCGCCGCAGGUACGAUCUGAUUCUUACUUAGCCCACGACAAGCAAUCCACCCCGCCGCUUUCAUAUUCGCCAAACAUGAACUCCACUGCGCCUGCCAGGAGAUCGCCACCCCAGCGGAAACCGCCCGUUAUGCUUGCAUCGGUACCACCCGUCAGCAGCAGUCCCGCGACGCCUGGAAAUCGGGAUUUUUCUCGAAGCUCCGUCAACAGCGUCGAUGCGGGACAACAGAACACUCAGGACAUUCAAAUCGCAGCGCAGUUAUUCAGCAAUCAUGAUAUCAAGAACAUGGGGCGUUUGACGGCGGGUGAAUUACAAAAUUUAUUGCAAAACGACGACAAUACUCAUUUCUGCGUCUCUGCCGUGGAAGCGCUGAUCAAUCUAUUUGGUGCCUCGAGGUUUGGAACUGUCAAUCUCAACGAGUUUACCUCUCUGUACAAGCGUGUGAAAAAGUGGAGAAAAGUGUAUGUGGAUAACGACAUUAACGGAAGUUUUACCAUCUCUGCCAGCGAAUAUCAUAACUGUUUGCAAGAACUGGGUUACUUGGUACCUUACGAGGUCAGCGAGAGCUUGUUUGACCAAUACGGCGAAUUUAUUGAGCCUGAAAAUCACGUACGAGAGCUCAAAUUUGAUAAGUUUGUCGAAUCUCUCGUGUGGUUGAUGAGACUAACAAAAGUGUUCAGAAAACAUGAUGAAAAACAAGAGGGAGUUGCCACAAUACAAUACAAAGAUUUCAUAGACGUUGUGCUCUACCUGGGACGUUUCCUUCCUCGUUGA
Molecule: messenger RNA, 1083 nt
Organism: Lachancea mirantina
Lineage: Eukaryota; Fungi; Ascomycota; Saccharomycetes; Saccharomycetales; Saccharomycetaceae
Source: the annotation of a GenBank genome assembly